CGUGCAGUGUCGUGACACGAUGAGGUGAUAACGCUCGUCGUGCUUGCCAGCGCGGGAUCUCGCAGUGACUCUUCGGAAGGUGACGAUGUGGACGAUUCUAUUACUAUUGGUCUCCACGUGGUCUUCGUCAUGGGGUCAGGUGAUCAACAGGGCGCCCCACUUCAUUCAAGGCGGGGACAUGGCCAGAUUGGCCGUGUCGGAGGGCACACCACCUGGCGUUCCUGUUUACACUCUUCAGGGAGAAGACCCCGAAGGAUCUAGACUGCACUAUUCUAUCAGCGGCGAGUACUUCACCGUGAACCGGGAGACCGGUGUCGUGAUCCUGAGGAGAGCCCUGGAUAGGGAAACGCAGGACCUUAUCGAAGUCAUCAUUAGCAUAACGGACGAAGGUAUCGCCGGAUCGGAGCCCAACACGGUGUCUCUUCGUCGUGAGAUAGCGGUGCUCGACGAGAACGACAAUCCGCCGGUGUACCAUGGCCGACCGUACGCGGCCAGGGUGCCGGAGAGCGCCGACGUUGGCGGCUUGCUGCUUCCUUCGAGCACGAUCACGAUCACCGAUCGGGAUGGCGGUGUGAAUGCCGACGUGCACGUGCAAUGUGUCGCGGCGUCGCGCGACGACGACGUCUGCGAGGUCUUUGAUAUUUCCACAGAAAAGCUGGCCGAGGGACGAUACGACGUGCAGAUCACGUUGGCAAAGCCGUUAGAUUACGAGAGAAGAAAUUCGUACUUGAUCAAUCUGCUGGCCGUCGACGGAGCCAGCGACCCGCUGAAGCGGCUGCAGGCCAGAGCAACCGUCGCUGUCGACGUCCUCGAUGUUCAGGAUCAGCCACCCGUUUUUCUGAACGCGCCCUACAGCGCGGCGCUUCCGGAGAACACCGCAGCUAGUCACACGGUCCUGAUGGUGCGAGCGCGCGACGGCGACACCGGCGAGCCGAGGAAUCUCUUGCUGACGUUGGAGGACGAGGAUGCGGGCCACUUCGACCUCGUGGUGUCCCGCGACGGUGACGUUACGGUCGGCCGGCUGGUCACGACCAACGUGUCCUUGGAUCGUGAGGAUCCCAAGAUCCUGCAGAACGGCGGCAUUUACAACUUCCAGGUCAGAGCCACCGAACUGAUCAAUGACGAGAUUCCGGCCGACAGCUCCACGUCCGUAGUGACGAUCGUCGUCACGGACGUGGACGACCUCGUGCCCGUCUUCAACGAGGAUUAUUUCAACAUCAGGAUCUCCGAGGACAUCGGAAAGGACACUCCGUUACCAGGUCUGAAUAUGAUCGUGAGCGACGGUGACGUGGGCGACAAUGCCAAGUAUUUCCUGACGUUGCGAGAUGUGCCGCGGUAUCCUGGAAUUAGCAAGGCAUUCACCGUCAGCCCCGAAGAGGCUCAGGGUCGAGUGCCGGUUGUGAUCAAGGCGAAGGACGUCAACGUUCUCGACUACGACGUGGACGAUCCCGUAAAGAGGGAGCUUGAGUUCGAGGUCGCUGCCACUGUGGCGAGCAAAGUGGUGGCGGUCUCCAAAGUGCACAUCCACUUGAUGGACGCCAACGACCACAGCCCCGAAUUCUCGCAGUCGGUGUACAAACUGUCAGUCUCGGAGGACGCAGAACCUGGCACUCGUUUCGGCGACGUUUACGCCAGGGACUACGACAGCGGCUCCUUCGGCAAGUUGACGUACAUGCUGCGUGGUUUCGGCGCGGACAAAUUCGGCACCGAUCCGGAGUUGGGUGGCAUAUCCGUAGCGAAGAAGCUGGACUAUGAAACGCAGAAGUCCUACUCUUUGACGAUGGAAGCAAAAGACGGCGGCGGUCGAGUGUCCGCCGUUAAUAUCCUUAUCGAACUGGACGACGUCAACGACAACCAGCCGGUGUUCGAGCAGGCGGAAUAUUCCAGGACCAUUCGCGAAGGUGCCACCAGUUUCGAUCCUCAAUUGUUCGUUAGGGCGACUGAUGUUGAUGGGCCGACUCAGGGAAAUGGAAGAGUCGUGUACUCGAUCAGCAGACACAACAGCAUGACGGACGACGUCUUUAAGGUCAAUCCGGACUCGGGCGAGGUAAUCAUGUCGAAGCCGGUUCGCUCCGGCGACACUGAGAGAGGCAUUUACGAAUUGGUGAUUCGUGCAACGGACACUGGCACACUGCCAUUAUAUUCCGAGGCGAAAGUCCUCGUUCGCGUUGGAGUGCCGGGCAAUCAGAAGCCCAUCUUCCGGGGAAAUUACAAGUCGAAUUUGCCGGGUCCCAAUACUUAUCGGGCGAGGCUCUUGGAGAACGCUGCUUCCGGAACGGAAGUCAUUCGGGUGGUCGCCAAUGAUCCUGACGGCAGGGACAAUUUGUUGCAGUAUUACAUCGCGUCCGGUUCUAAGGAUAACUUCGUCAUUGACUCCAGCUCGGGUAUCAUAACUGUGUCACCUGACGCUCGCCUGGAUUUGGAGGCCGGCGGUGAGAAGUACGAGGUGAUCGUGUACGCCGUUGAUUCCGGCACACCCGUCAAGGAAACCGCCACCACUACUGUCACAGUGAACAUCAUUGACGUGAAUAAUAAGCCACCGACCUUCGAUGAAUCCACGUAUCAGGUUUACGUUUCGGAACGUGCCGCUAUCGGUGAACCCGUUUUGAAGGUGAUAGCGACCGAUCCCGACGCAGACGCGAAUCUCGAGUAUUCUCUCGUGGAACCGAUACGGGCCGUCGACAAGACCGGCGUGGCCCUGAAGAGCACCACGUCUUACGAUUACAAGACCGCUUUCCGUAUCAAUUCCACCAGCGGUUUAAUAUCCGUGAACCAGGUGUUGGAUUAUCAAGUGGCCGCCGUUGUGAUAUUAACGGUGCAGGUGCAGGACUUGAAUGCGGUCGUCGACAAGGAGAAACAAGUAGCAAAGGUAGAAGUGACGAUCUACGUCCAAGCUUACAGCGACGACAACCCGACAUUCACCAAUCCCGGAUGGUCAGCGAACAAUCCGACGAUAAGGGUUACGGCGCCGGAGGAGCAGCCGUUGGGCACGACGCUGUUGAUGUUAUCGGCGAAAGAGCCGAUGACGGGAUACCCGGUUCAGAGGUUCGAGCUGGUGAGAGAGGACGAUGACGAAGGCUACGUCAAUGUGGGCGUUCAGAGCGGCAAUGUGGUUCUGAGCAAGAGGCUGGAUUACGAAGCGCUGAACGAGAAGUUUAUUCGCUUCAAAGUGCGAGCGCUCGCCAGGGACUACGAUAUAACGCGAAAGAUGUCGGAGGCCAACGUGAUCGUCGAGAUUCAGGAUACCAAUGACAACAGUCCGAUCUUCGAUCAGAAGGACUACAAGAUUUCCGUGCUGGAGUCGGCGAAGUCCUCGAAGGUUGUGCUGAAUGUGAAGGCGACCGAUAUGGACAGCUCCAGCACCGAAGAGGAGAUCAAACGAGGAUACGGCGAAGUGCGAUACUCUCUGACUGGCGAGAACGCGAAUCUCUUCGAGGUGGACCCAAUAAUGGGCAACAUUCAGAUCGCUGCGAACACGACUCUCGACAGAGAGAGGCAAUCGGUCCUGCGUUUCUACGUCGUGGCUUCGGACAUGCCGCAAGGUGGGGUCGAGCAACGAAGCAGUCGAGUUUUGGUGACAGUUGACGUCAUCGACGUCAAUGACAACGAGCCCAGCUUCGAGCAGGAAUCCUACACGGCGGUGAUUCCUGAGAACGCGCCUGUGGGAAUCAGCGUGGUGAACAUCACCGCUAUCGACCCCGACGAAGACGAAGGCGGCGCAAUCCACUAUGAAAUCAUCGACGAGGGUGAAGCCAAUGGGCUGUUCAAGAUAAACCACACGACCGGUGAGAUUUAUUCGGCGCGAGCGUUGACGGGCAAAGGAAGAACCGAGCCCUACAACAUGCGGGUGCGGGCGGAGGACAACGGCGAGCCGGUGUUGUUCUCAGACGUGGAUCUCACCCUGUACAUCGGCGACGUGGUGAGCAACGACGGCGUGCCUCUGUUCAUCCGACCGACGUUGGAGGAGGUGGCCUACAUCUCCGAGAAUUCCUCCGUCGGCAGUCCGGUGUUCCAAGUGGUGGCGUCCGACCCGGACGACCCGAACCUGCCGAACGGCAGGAUCACCUUCCGCUUCCUGGAGGACGGUAAUUUCGGCAAAGACGCGAGCGCCUUCAGGAUCAACGGUGAGACUGGACUGAUCAGUACGCGCAAGCUGCUCGACCGCGAGAUCAAGGACAGCUACACGCUGAUCCUGGUAGCGCAGGAUCUCGGCGAUCCGCCCCAGCAAGCGACCAGGGUGCUGCAGGUGAUCGUGAACGACAUCGAUGACCACAAGCCGCACUUUAAACGCAACCUGGACAGUCCUCCGAUCGAGCUAAGCGUGCUGGAGGAGUCACCGCUGGGCACGAAGGUCGGUGUGAUCGAGGCGAUCGACGAGGACAUCGGCGAGAACGGGAUGAUCGACUACGAGAUCGUGUACGGGAACGAGGCUGGGCUGUUCGUGGUGCAGCGGCUGGAGAACAAUUCCGCCGUCAUCAAAUCGAACGGUCGGCUCGAUCGAGAGACCGCGGAGUCCCACCUGCUGACUGUCAAAUGCUUCAAGUACACCUCGAGGCGAUCAGACAUAGUGCCGAAGCCGUACAACAGGCAGGAUCCCUCGGAGAGGCAGGUCCUCGUCAGGGUGCUGGACAUCGACGACAACAAGCCACGCUUCAAGAAGGACAACGUGACCUUGGGAGUGCGCCUGAACGUGCCUAUCGACACCAGCUUGAUUACUCUGGAAGCCGACGACAUCGACUCCAGCGCGUUGCCCAUCAACUACAACAUGAGCAAGGUCUCCUUCACGUCCCUGGUAGACUCGUCCAUGUCGCAGAAAGAGAUCCCGUCGCAGUUGUCCUUGAACCCUCGCACCGGCGAGCUCAGGACGACCGGGUCGAUGGCUGGUUACGCGGACGGCUUCAUGGAGAUGCUCGUGUCGGCGAACAACUCGGCGACGCCGGGACGGGAGACGAACAUCACCAUCAGGAUCUUUCUGCUACGUGACCGUGACAUGCUGAAAUUCGUCUUCUCAAAGCCACCGGUCGAGGUCAGGAAGACGCUCGAGGACUUCGAAAGGGCGGUCCAGCAGGCGCUCUCACUUCCCAUCAGCGUCAACGUCUACGACACGCAGUUCUACUCCAAGGAGGACAACUCCUUGGACUUCUCGUCCACCAGCUCGUGUUUCCAGAUGGUCGGCAAGGAGUCCUACGGCCUGGACGAGAUGAGAGCGCUGUUGACCGACCCGAAGAACGAGGAGCUGAAGAAGGUCUACAGCACGUACCACGUGGAGAAAGUGCAACAUUGCGCCGCUUUGGUGGCGCGUGCUGACGCCUCCAUGACGCAGAUGUGGGUCUUGGCGAUCGCCGUCCUCGUCGGGAUCGCCACCGUCGUCUCCAGCUGCGCGUUGUGCUGCAUGCACGCAAAGUAUAAACGGCAAGUAAAACACGCACGUUUGCGCGAUCAACCGCGACCGCCUCUCAGUUACGUGUCUUCCGGCCCGGCAAUGGUCAGUGCCGGGUCUCACACGACUCUGGGCCCCGGUACAAUGGUCACACUGGGCCCUCACGAGGGCCCGUAUGAAUGGGGAGCCGAGACGACGCUUUACCAUCCAAGCACGCUGGGCUCGAGAACGUAGAGGUGCAGAGAGAUCUGUGGAUGUCCCUACGAGCUACCUCGAUUCUCCUCUAGCGAAAAUUUGCUCGAACAAUUGGAAAGAGAACUCUAACGAGCGAACGAUCAAUCUCUUUUCAAUGGCACACGAUGUAAAUUGACUUCAACGUCAAGUCGAAGUAGAUUCUGCUAUAGAGAAGUUUUCCGUAGGGUUCAAUUAGUUCGUUACUUUCCGAGAUAAUUCCGUUCGAAAAGAAUCGUCGGAAAUGAUUGAAACUAGGUUAUCAAGAAUGAUGAAAUUGCUGCGGAGAGAAAAUCGAUUAGAAACUUUCUGAUAAGUGAUGCCUUGAAAGAGCUCUUUUUGAACAUUGUGCGCAGGAUCCCAGUGAGUCUUGAAGACAACCAGUGCUCUCUGACACGAAGAUGUUGCGACGGGAGAACUGUUAACAGUGUAAUUUAUGAUGCUGCAGUUGACAAACGAGAAGCGAAUCGAUGGUGCUAUAAUUAAUUGUAAUAUAAAAAGUGCCGUGCAGAUAGAGGCGUUUUGGGACGUACGCUAUGCGGAAGUUGGCGAAGCCCCCAAGGCUCGUCGAAAUCGGUGAGAGACGGUUUCCAGACCUUCCCUUGUAAGACACGUUUAGAUAAUCCGAUUUCGCUGACGGCACACCUAUAAUUGUUCUCGCGUGCGUCAUCGCUCGACAUAAACAAGAUCUCCCUUUCAAUCUUCCAUUCAGCGCACAAGGCACGGUUGAUCCGUAGCUUAGCUCGUGUCUCGGAUCAUCCUAAUGAAUUCACCGUGAAGUUUCACGAACUUCCGCAUAGCCGACAAAGCGACACACGGUUUGUAAAGCCCGACUAUGUUCUUGUAAGUAACUUACAGGUCUGCUAUUCGCGAGAUUGUAUAUUUUAUACAGACGAUUCUCCCUCUCCCUGUUGUGUUAUUAUUAAGGAGGAACAUAAACCGCGCGCGAUUCCUGUGUUGUAAUAUAAUGUCGUAUUUAAGACGAAAUAAAAAAACUGUACAUUUCAUUGUA
Molecule: messenger RNA, 6623 nt
Organism: Dinoponera quadriceps
Lineage: Eukaryota; Metazoa; Arthropoda; Insecta; Hymenoptera; Formicidae
Gene: Cad74A
Product: cadherin-87A
Exons: 14
Coding region: 86-5614 (1842 amino acids)
Biological process (GO): cell-cell junction assembly; cell morphogenesis; homophilic cell-cell adhesion
Cellular component (GO): plasma membrane; catenin complex; adherens junction
Molecular function (GO): cadherin binding; calcium ion binding
Source: RefSeq, a predicted model, not a curated record